CUGGAUUUCUUGGCCCCAGGGCGCCACCUCAGAAGACGGCGACGCUGGCUCGGCCGGCCUGUCACUUGUCGGCCUGCCGUCGCUGCCUGCGCUGCUGCUGUUGUCGCUGUCUUCACAACACGGUGGAGCCAUGGCCGGGACUAGCAGUCCUGAGGCCGUGAAGAAACUGCUGGAAAAUAUGCAAGGCGACCUGCGGGCCCUGAGCCUGGAGUGCCGCAAAAAAUUCCCUCCCGUCAAAGAGGCUGCUGAGUCAGGAAUAAUAAAAGUAAAAACGAUAGCUGCACGAAACACUGAUGUCUUGGCAGCCUUGAAAGAGAACAGCUCAGAGGUGGUUCAGCCUUUUCUAAUGGGCUGUGGAACAAAGGAACCAAAGAUCACUCAGCUAUGUCUGGCAGCUAUUCAGAGACUCAUGUCUCACGAAGUUGUUUCAGAGGUUGCAGCUGGAAAUGUUAUUAAUAUGCUUUGGCAACUGAUGGAAAAUAGCCUUGAAGAACUCAAGCUUCUUCAGACAGUUCUUGUAUUGUUAACCACCAAUACAGUUGUCCAUGAUGAAGCACUUUCUAAGGCAAUUGUCCUUUGUUUUCGGCUGCACUUCACAAAAGAUAAUAUCACAAAUAAUACUGCAGCAGCCACAGUACGGCAAGUAGUUACUGUUGUUUUCGAAAGAGUGGUUGCUGAGGAUGAACGCCAUAAAGAUAUUAUUGAACAACCAAUAGGAAUUCAAGGAAACAGUAACAGAAGAUCUGUCAGCACCUUGAAACCAUGUGCUAAAGAUGCUUACAUGCUUUUUCAGGAUCUUUGUCAGCUGGUUAAUGCUGAUGCUCCUUACUGGCUUGUAGGUAUGACAGAAAUGACUCGGACAUUUGGUCUGGAACUGCUUGAGUCAGUCCUCAAUGAUUUCCCACAAGUAUUUUUACAACAUCAAGAAUUCAGUUUCCUCCUUAAAGAAAGGGUUUGUCCACUUGUGAUAAAACUCUUCUCGCCAAAUAUCAAAUUCAGACAAGGUUCCAGUACUUCAUCUUCACCAGCACCAGUGGAAAAACCUUAUUUUCCUAUCUGCAUGCGCCUUUUGAGAGUCGUUUCCGUUUUGAUCAAACAGUUCUAUAGUUUGUUGGUAACUGAAUGUGAGAUCUUCCUAUCCUUGCUGGUGAAAUUUUUGGAUGCAGACAAACCUCAGUGGCUAAGAGCUGUUGCAGUAGAAUCUAUACACAGACUUUGUGUGCAACCUCAGCUAUUAAGGUCUUUCUGUCAGUCGUAUGACAUGAAGCAGCAUUCUACCAAGGUAUUUCGUGACAUUGUGAAUGCUCUGGGGUCAUUUAUUCAAUCACUAUUUCUUGUACCAAACACAGGGAAUGCAUCAACAACAACAAAUCAGACAGGAGGCAGUGUGCCUGGUGGUACAGCUUCAACACAGUCCAAUCCAGGAAUGCUAGGAAUGGGUGGAGGUGUGAGUGUUUUACCUGCAUUUGAAUAUAGAGGUACCUGGAUACCUAUCCUCAGUGUAUCAACACAGGGCAGUGCUAAAGCUACCUAUCUGGAAAUGUUGGACAAAGUCGAACCACCUACAAUUCCUGAAGGCUAUGCCAUGUCAGUAGCAUUCCAUUGUUUACUGGAUCUUGUCCGUGGCAUCACUAAUAUGAUUGAAGAAGAAUUUGGUCAGGUUGAAACUGAGGGUCAAGUAGCAACAGCUGAUGCACAGUCUUCACCGACACAGUCUUCGGACCUGCAAGAUUUUCAUUCAGCAUCUGAUCAAACUGACAAAGAGACAGUUAGCAGAGCUGUUUGGGAAGAAAUGGUGAACGCCUGCUGGUGUGGUCUUCUUGCUGCAUUGUCUUUACUGCUAGAUGCAAGCACUGAUGAAGCUGCCACAGAAAACAUUUUAAAAGCAGAGCUGACCAUGGCUGCACUAUGUGGAAAAUUAGGACUCGUAACGUCAAGAGAUGCCUUUAUUACUGCCAUUUGCAAAGGCUCCUUGCCUCCUCAUUAUGCCCUGACUGUGCUGAAUGCUACUACUGCUGCCCUUUCCAGUAAAUCAUAUUCCAUCCAGGGGCAGAAUGUUCAGAUGAUCAGUCCAUCAAGUGAGUCUCAUCAGCAAGUUGUAGCAGUAGGACAACCACUAGCUCUCCAACCACAGGGAACAGUAAUGCUUACUUCUAAGAACAUACAGUGCAUGAGGACACUACUUAGCUUGGCUCAUUGUCAUGGAGCUGUUCUUGGUACAUCAUGGCAACUUGUCUUGGCUACUCUCCAGCAUCUUGUAUGGAUUCUUGGCUUAAAACCAGGUGUUGGAGGUGCUUUAAAGCCUGGAAGAGCUGUAGAAGGACCAAGCACAGUUCUUACUACAGCUGUUAUGACUGACUUACCAGUUAUUUCUAACAUACUUUCCAGGCUGUUCGAAAGCUCGCAGUACCUAGAUGAUGUUUCAUUACAUCAUUUAAUAAAUGCACUUUGUUCCUUGUCUUUGGAAGCCAUGGAUAUGGCCUAUGGAAAUAAUAAGGAGCCAUCACUGUUUGCUGUUGCUAAAUUGCUGGAAACAGGACUAGUUAACAUGCAUAGGAUUGAAAUUUUGUGGAGACCACUGACUGGUCAUCUCUUAGAGGUUUGCCAACAUCCAAACUCACGGAUGAGGGAAUGGGGAGCAGAGGCCUUAACUUCUCUUAUUAAAGCUGGGCUGACAUUUAACCAUGACCCUUCACUAGCUCAAAACCAGAGGCUUCAGUUACUUCUGCUAAACCCAUUGAAAGAACUGUCAAACAUCAAUCACCCUGAUAUUAGGCUCAAGCAGCUGGAAUGUGUGUUGCAGAUUUUACAGAGCCAGGGUGACAGUCUAGGGCCUGGUUGGCCCUUGGUACUUGGAGUCAUGGGAGCAAUCAGAAGUGACCAAGGAGAGUCUCUAAUACGGACAGCAUUCCAGUGCCUACAAUUGGUUGUGACUGACUUUUUGCCAACGAUGCCAUGUACUUGCCUACAGAUUGUUGUAGAUGUUGCUGGAAGUUUUGGGCUUCACAAUCAGGAACUAAACAUUAGCUUAACAUCAAUUGGUCUCUUGUGGAACAUUUCAGACUAUUUCUUCCAAAGAGGUGAAAUGAUUGAAAAGGAGUUGAACAAAGAGGAAGCGAUGUUACAGAAGCAAGCAGAAGAAAAGGGAGUGACACUGAACCGUCCUUUCCAUCCAGCACCACCAUUUGAUUGCCUUUGGCUAUGUUUAUAUGCCAAGCUGGGAGAACUCUGUGUAGAUCCACGGCCUGCAGUUCGAAAGAGUGCUGGGCAGACCUUAUUCUCAACAAUUGGUGCACAUGGAACUUUACUUCAGCACUCAACAUGGCAUACAGUUAUAUGGAAGGUUCUCUUUCAUUUGUUGGAUCGAGUUCGGGAGUCUUCUACAACUGCUGAUAAAGAGAAGAUUGAGUCUGGUGGUGGCAAUAUCCUCAUUCACCAUUCAAGAGAUACAGCAGAGAAACAGUGGGCUGAGACAUGGGUAUUAACAUUGGCUGGAGUAGCUAGAAUAUUCAACACAAGGAGAUAUCUGUUGCAAUCCUUAGGAGAUUUUUCUCAAGCUUGGGAUGUUCUUCUUGAUCACAUCCAGUCAGCUGCACUUAGCAAAAACAAUGAAGUUUCUCUGGCUGCUUUGAAAAGCUUUCAAGAAAUCUUACAAAUUGUGUCUCCUGUUAGAGAAACUGAAAAACCUGAUACACCACCUGCUAUUAAUGUACCUGUGCCUGUCCUCAUAGGAACAGUGACUGCCACUAGCCUUGGAAGAUCUUUUAUGAGGACUGAUUCUAUAGGAGAAAGGAUUGGAAGGUAUAAUGCAACUGAACCUCCUGUAAUAACAGAUGAAAUAGAAGACUUGAAUCUUUGGUGGGCUGCCUGGAACAGCUGGUUUAGGAUUGGUUCAGAAAGUACAAAGCCUCCAAUUUCCUGUGAUAAAAUGACUUUUAUUCCCAGCCAGCCUUUUCUUACAGCUUUAAUACAGAUAUUUCCAGCCCUUUAUCAGCACAUCAAAACAGGUUUCAGUAUGGAUGAUCUCCAAAAACUGGGUGUCAUUCUACAUGGUGCAGUCUCUGUUCCAAUCAGUUCGGAUGCAUCCCCUUUCAUCUUACCAUCAUACACAGAGGCAGUUCUUACAAGUCUGCAAGAAGCAGUUCUUACAGCUUUAGAUGUCUUACAAAAGGCCAUAUGUGUAGGUUCAGAAAGCAUGCAAAUAAUGUAUCCUGCUAUCUUUGAUCAGUUGCUAGCAUUUGUUGAAUUUUCAUGUAAACCACCACAAUAUGGACAGCUAGAAACAAAGCACAUUGCAAAUGCAAAAUAUAAUCAGAUACAACUGUUUGCACCGGCAGAAUGGGUGGCACUGAAUUAUGUACCAUUUGCUGAGAGAUCUUUAGAAGUUGUGGUAGACCUGUACCAAAAAACAGCUUGCCACAAAGCUGUUGUAAAUGAGAGAGUCCUUCAGAAUAUUAUCAAGACCUUGAGGAUGCCACUUAGUCUGAAGUAUGCUUGUCCUUCAGAAAGCACGUGGAAACUGGCAGUUUCUUCUCUCCUUAAAGUACUUUCUAUUGGGCUACCGGUUGCAAGGCAGCAUGCUUCUUCUGGAAAAUUUGACAGCAUGUGGCCAGAGUUAGCCAACACAUUUGAAAACUUUUUAUUUACUAAAAGUUCACCUCCAGAUAAUCUUUCUAUUCAAGAAUUUCAGAGAAAUGAAAGCAUUGAUGUUGAAGUGGUGCAGCUCAUCAGCACAGAGAUACUACCAUAUGCUAAUUUUAUUCCUAAGGAAUUUGUUGGUCGGAUUAUGACUAUGCUCAAUAAGGGCUCAAUACAUUCUCAAUCUUCUUCAUUUACAGAAGCAGAAAUAGAUAUUCGUAUGAGAGAGGAAUUUUCCAAGAUGUGUUUUGAAACAUUGCUUCAGUUUUCAUUCAGUAAUAAAGUAACUACGCCUCAAGAAGGAUACAUUUCACGAAUGGCACUUUCUGUUCUCUUAAAACGAUCACAAGAUGUUUUGUAUCGCUACAUAGAAGAUGAAAGACUAAGUGGCAAGUGUCCCCUUCCACGGCAACAAGUCACAGAAAUAAUAUUUGUUUUAAAAGCUGUUAGUACCCUCAUAGAUUCUCUUAAAAAAACACAGCCAGAAAAUGUUGAUGCAAACACAUGGGCACAAGUUAUUGCUUUGUACCCAACCUUAGUAGAAUGUAUCACCUGCUCUUCUUCAGAAGUUUGCUCUGCUCUCAAAGAGGCUUUAGUUCCUUUUAAGGACUUCAUGCACCCACCAGCAUCCAAGGUACAGAAUGGAGAGUCCUGACCAAAUUAGUGGGGUCUUUUUUUCUACUUUUCAAGAAAAAUGCAUCCAUUAAAAGAAUGUUUAUUCUGAUGUGAGACACCUCUGAGGAAAUCUCAUGUGACUUCUACUUGGCAAGCAGUGUUGACCGCCUUUAAACUCUACUAACCAGAACUCUGUGAUUCAUAUCACUUCAAGCUUGCCUCUGAAAUGUUUCUGGGUGAGUAGCAGUGCAAGCCUUUGACUGACUUGAGUGGAAUCCAUUUUAAAGUACGGUAUUUGCUACAGUAACUUGAAAUGGUGAUUGAAAAGUGGGCUUAUGUACAGCUUGUUGUGUACGUGUUAAUGAUGUAAUUAAGAAAAAUACUUCAAUUAAUUUGGAUUUAUUAGACAGGUGUUUUGCACCAGUUUUUUCAAGUACAAAAUUGUACUAAAAUUUUAUGCAAGAUGGUACUGUAACAUUCCACAUUAUCUGUAACCAGCCUUUGUAAACAAAGGGAACAUGUACUUGUGUGUAUAAUAAAUCAUACAGUUCUGUAAAAACAAAAACAAAAACUUGCAUUUAUUAUUUAAAUUCUUUUUAAACAUUGAUAAUGUUAAACGCUUGAAAAUGUAUUUAUUAUGAAUACUAAGUUGUAUGCUUGCAUUUUUACUUAAUAUUUGCCUUCUUUGUUGGCAGAUGUGUUCAUUCAUAUCUGAUCAUGCCACUAAUUUUUCCCUCCUUUUUUUCUUUUGGCAUAUUUGAAUGUAUCUUAUCUGUGGCCAAUGAAUAAUAAUUCUACUAACAGGAAAUAAGAAUAAAGAUAGUGGCAAACAAUCUGUGAGCUACCAUGCUGAAAUAAAUGGAUCUGCAUAGGCAGAAAAUUGCUCUGUAGCACUCAAACACUACCAUACCUCAUUUCACUAAAUAACUUUUAUUGUCAGCUUUCUUUCUUUUUGGGGGGAAGUUCUGCUUUUUUUUAGCCUUCUAUUUGAAAUGUGUAUGUAUAUGGGGGUGGGGGUGGGGCUCAAAUGGCAUUGGCCACCAUUGUUGAAUUAUGACUAAAGCAAGACCUUGAAUAUCAGCAAUAUUUUACUUGUAUUUCUUGUCAUUGUUUCAAUAAUCUUAAGUGCUUUGUUUUGUAAUGUCUUUUCAACCUGAAGAAUAACUGUUCUACUCCUUGAGUAUAAUGUGUGUGAUACAAACUAAGAAGUGUAUUUUUGAACAUAGUUUAGAGAUACAGUAAACAGUCAUGAAAUACAAA
Elgaria multicarinata webbii is the source of this 6513-nucleotide messenger RNA. RefSeq names its product MON2 homolog, regulator of endosome-to-Golgi trafficking (gene MON2). The coding region runs from base 131 to 5293 and encodes 1720 amino acids. The transcript has 35 exons. NCBI's taxonomy places the organism in Eukaryota, Metazoa, Chordata, Lepidosauria, Squamata, Anguidae. The record is from RefSeq and is a predicted model, not a curated record.